UCAAGUAAAAUGGCGGGUAAAAAGGCCGUGAAGGAGCUGUCGGACAUGGAGUUAAUGAACGAACUGAAGUCUUUAGGUAUAAAAACUGGACCAGUUACUCCGAGUACAAGAAGGGUUGUUGAAAAGAAACUCUUGAAAGCCCGUGGUACUGACCUAAUCGACAGCAAUUAUGAAAGUAAGGACUCGGGAAAAAGCGAAAAUGUUUUCGUGGAAGAAAGUACAAAAUCUACUAGAGAGAGUACAAGUAGCACUUCGAGUGUAUUAGAAAGCCCUGCGAUCUUCUAUGGAGUCUGUUUUGAUGUGGAUCGUUCUUCUUCGGAGAGUGCGUCGCCAAGCCUCCCGGCUGUUUCCCCGGCUGUGUUUACGAGUAAAGACGAGGCACUGAAGAUGGCUAAGAAGGUGAGGGGUGCUCGCUUCAAAGGCUUCAAGACCAAACUUGAAGCUGAACGUUUUGCUCGAUCACAUUUCCAAGAGCAAGAACAAUCGCCAGCUCCCAAAGAUCCAGCUAGUAACUUCAAAACUCCAACACCUCAAAAGCUGGUUACAUUUCGUACGAUAAUUGAACGAGGCACGAAGGAAGAAUUUCAAGAGGUAGUUUUAAAAAAUCCCAGGUACCUGAUAGGACCAGGUGACACUCCGGUGAUCUUACAAGAAGGAUCCCGUUACAAUGCUCUUCACGUGGCCGUGAAAAGCAACAGAAAAGAGAUGUGUCAGCUGAUUGUCCAGACUCUAGAGAGUGAUCACUUCUGGAAUAUUCUUUUAAAUCAAGAAACUCAGUCUGCAAUCAACAGCCAAAGAAAGCAAUUUCUGGUGGACAUGUAUCUCAAUACGCCAGACAAAGGGACCUGGGAGACGCCGUUACAUUUUGCAUGCAAAUAUGGCAAAGCCGAUAUUGUUGAGUAUCUUGUGUCUCAUCCCUUAACUGACAUCCAAAAUCUAAGAUAUCAUAGAUCAUUGAUCUAUAAACAAUUUCAGGUGAUCUGUUCCAGAUGCUCCAGUGCAAGUUCUGAAUUAAAGUCUCAAAUAAAGAGCCUUCUUGAAGACAGCUUCUAUAUCCCACUGCUUGGUACAGUGGAUAACUCCACCCCACCCUGGAUAGGAGGUCCAUGGUCACCAGAGAUUUCAGGAGACAGAAUGACCACAGAAGGGGGAUUUUCUGGAAGUGCGCUUAACACCUGGAAAGAAAGAAACAGUCCUGGGGAAUUGCCAAUUACUGUGCGUGCAUAUGCUGGGCCAAUGUCUCCCUCAAAGGCUGAGGAAUUCUAUCAUGCCUGGAAAUAUCCAUCAAAUCGAGAAGAGCGCAAAAGUUAUAUUCAGAUAAAGAGAAAAGAUGAUAGCCGUGGUGUGGAGAGAAUUGGAAGAGACCUUGCUCACACUGGUAGAGUUGCCUGGACGGAGUACUGGCAUUUCCUUGGCUGUUAUGCUGACCUAUCAAGCUCUCAGGGACUGGAGAAGCUAGAAGAUUAUCUGGCAAAGAAGAAAGAAAAGGUUAUUUUAAGCAGAUUAUCAGUGACACCUCAUAGAGUUAGAGCUUUUAAAAGUGUCAGCAGUGUUCUUAAAACUCCUGAAUCAAGGACAAGCACCAUUAUUUUGAAUGAUAAUGGUUUGCGGGAUCAGACAGUAGACAAGAGUGAUUCUGACCAUUUCAAUAAACAUGAUUUCAGUGGCAGUUCAUUGUUGUCAUCCAGGAAAGUUUUGUUUUCAGAUUCAGAGUUGAAGUUUGAAAAUUCAAAUGUUGAGUUGAAAGACUCGGCACAUGAAAGCAAACUACAACACUUGGAGCAACAGCAUGUUGUGGAAAAGUUCAGAGCUGGAGAUGAUAGUUUUAAUGCAUCCCUAGGUGAAACUGCAAACAGCGAAACAAUCGAACCUGUUGUGGAGGCACUAACACAAACCUUAGAUACACUUUCUGUUCAUCAAGAACAAGAUGUAACUGAAGCUAUACUUGAUGUUUCGUUAGCUGAUGCUGCAGACAAGAAGGAUGUGUUAAAGGAUAGCUUUUCUUCUGAGGUGGUUGAUGAGAGAGAUGAAAUGGACAGUGUAAGGGCUUUCCCAAGCAAGAAAAAACUUUUAUACAACUUAUCAGAAGCUAGCAGUGACCUUUUUGAAAGUAGUGACAGUGAUUCGUCUAAUGACACUUCGACUGAAACAUAUGAGGAAAUCAAGGUCAAGUUAGCUGAAGAUAAAAUUGACAUCAACGAUGACAAGAGUUCUUCUGUCUCUCAAAGCAUGGCAGAGAAAAUGCCAUCACCGAUGCAAAGCCAACCCCUUUGUGAAUUAAAGAAAAAUCUUCUAGAAGAUGAGGUGUUUGAGAAUGCUUUGGAAUCUGAUCUAAUGUCAAGAAAGGGUGACAGUGUUGUACCAUGUGAUAUUGCACACCAGAACAUUAAAAUACCAAAAAACAGAGUUGUGGAGCAUGUGAUGUCUGGAAGUUGUUGCAAUACCCUUGGAUCAGGAAGCAAAGAUAUCAGUGUUUUCAUCCAUGGCUUGCAGCCCAGCAAACUUGACCUUGAUGUGUUCAUAGCCAUUGCCCAGGUGGAUCUUGAUGCUAGGAAAUAUCCAAACAUUGCUCAGUGGAAGAAACUGGUUAUGUCUUAUUCUGAAGCAACACAACAAAGGUUACAUUUCAUUUAUUUUAAGUUUAAACUUAUUCAUUUAUUUUUGUUACUCUUCUCUGUCUCUCUCUGUUUCUGCUGUCCCUGCAUGCCUCAGCCUCUCCUCUCUGACUCCCUCACUCCCUCCCUCUCUGGCUUCCUCACUCCUGCUCUCCCUGCCUUACCUCCCUCCCUCCCUAUCUCUUUCCUUCACUCCCUCCCUGCAUCUCACUCUCUCCCACACUGCCUCCCCUCCCUGACUCGUUCCUUCAUUCCCUCCCCUCUCCCCAUUCUCUCCAUCACUCCUUCUCUCCCUGGCUCCCUCACUCCUUCCUGAACUGUGUCCCCUCCAUACCUCCCUAACAUUCUACCUCCCUCCCUCUCUGGCCCUACCCUUCCUCCCAGGACCAAAUAAAAAUAGUCUUCAGAGCCAUAUGUAGCUUUUGGUAUUGCCAGACCCUACUUGUAGUGUCUUUCUC
Molecule: messenger RNA, 3073 nt
Organism: Orbicella faveolata
Lineage: Eukaryota; Metazoa; Cnidaria; Anthozoa; Scleractinia; Merulinidae
Product: ankyrin repeat and LEM domain-containing protein 2-like
Biological process (GO): negative regulation of phosphorylation
Cellular component (GO): endoplasmic reticulum
Molecular function (GO): protein phosphatase 2A binding
Source: RefSeq, a predicted model, not a curated record